This is a messenger RNA of Drosophila eugracilis, 1209 nucleotides long. RefSeq names its product beta-1,4-glucuronyltransferase 1. The record is from RefSeq and is a predicted model, not a curated record. Lineage: Eukaryota; Metazoa; Arthropoda; Insecta; Diptera; Drosophilidae. The transcript is spliced from 3 exons. The coding region runs from base 1 to 1191 and encodes 396 amino acids.
AUGGAUCUGGCCAGACCCAAGUCCGGAUUUCGACAACACAACACAACCAAAGUAAAGCUAAAGAAGUUUGUACAGUGUAAGGAAAAGGUUUACCAAUCGAGCCACGCUAUCUACCAGGAUUACUGGGUGCUGGAGAACUAUGUGAUGGCUGAACAUGGACCACUAGCCUGCUAUGACAAUGUGACCUACACCACUCAUGCGGACUAUACGUAUCUGGACAAUGUGGUGCCCCUCCUGGAACGCUGGCAGUCACCUCUCAGCCUGGCCAUUUAUGCUCCUGGCACGGAUUUCGAACGUAGUUUGGAGAGUAUUCUAUACCUACGACAGUGCCAUCCUCGCAAGGAAUUGGUUCGCCAAUUGACCAGCUUCCAUAUUUACUUCAAUGUAGAGCAUUUGCCCCAAGUUGUGCUCUCACCCAAGAAUGCUCUAAUGAAGAUGGCCAACUGCGGAGGUCCACCUCCAUAUGAGAAUGUAAAUAAGAUGAAUUUAUAUAGGACUCGGCAGGGGCUAGAUUAUCCAGUGAAUAUGGGACGCAACAUCGCUCGAAAGGCUUCCUUAACCCACUACGUCUUGGCCUCCGACAUCGAACUGUAUCCCACGCCAGGAUUGGUGCCGGACUUUUUGAAUUUCCUGGGCCGCCUUGUAAUUGGACGACCAGGACAACAGCCCACAUCGCCUGUAGUCCAUGUACUGCGUAUUUUCGAGGUCAUGUCUAACAUUUCAGUUCCAAACACCAAGCAGGAGUUACAAAAAUUGCUCAAAUCUGGAGAAGCCGUUCCAUUUCACAUGGAAAUCUGUGAAGUCUGUCAUCGGGGACCUCUGUUGGAGGAGUGGAUAAAUGCUACAGUGAUCUCUGAUGAACUGAACGUCUUCAAUGUGGGACAUCGUUUGGAACAGAAUAACAUGUGGGAGCCCGUGUUCAUAGGCACCAUAGAGGAUCCGCCCUAUGACGAUCGUUUGACCUGGGAGGGCCAAAGAGACAAAAUGACGCAGGCCUUUGCAAUGUGCGUGCUGGAUUAUGAGUUCCACAUCCUGGAUAAUGCCUAUCUGGUCCAUAAGCCGGGAAUCAAGCAACCCGCUAAAAGCUAUACCAUCUUUCCACAAACUCGACGUAAUAAUUGCCUCAUCCAAAAGAAAAUCCUUAAAGAACUUAAGUUUAUGUACGGCUCACGAAAUGGUUGUGUUAUUUAGGAGAGUUGUCUUGAAAGA